Messenger RNA from Stylonychia lemnae, 1629 nucleotides. The record is from the annotation of a GenBank genome assembly. Lineage: Eukaryota; Ciliophora; Spirotrichea; Sporadotrichida; Oxytrichidae.
AUGAUAUUUCAAUCGUAAGGAGGGGAUCUUCUUCUUGAUGAAACCAAAUCCAAAUCUUCUAGUAAAAAGGUCACUAUUUACGUAGUUCUUGGCCUUCUUACUACUUUGAUAGCCUCUAUCGCACUUUUAUAUCAAGAUAACUCUCUCACAACAAGUUUUUCUCAGCCAGUUGCUGAUUCUUCCUUUAGCAAUGCUAACUAAUUGUUCGCUCCACCAAGUUGGGGAAAAGGAGAAUUCAUUGAUUAUAUAAAUUAGUGCUUAGGAAAUGCUGAUUCAGCUGCUAAUGGUUAGAUUAACUAUAGGGAUUAUUGGAGCACUACUAUUCAAAGUUGUAUCUUUAACAAGUUUAAGAAUGAAUCAAAUCCUCACUUGCCAAUUGCUGAAUAUCCUACAACAUGGGGUAAAUAAGAUUAUAUCGACUAUACUUGGGACUGUUAUGGCUAUGGAGAUUACAUGGCAAGCAAUAAAGGGUAUUGGUAAGGAAGUGCAUGGAACCCAUCUGUCAGUGACUGCUUAUCUUAGUAUGGACCAACAAACACCGAUCAAUAAAAUUAAUUAAGAAAUCUCUAUCAAAUCUAAGCAGAUGUAUUAAUCAAAGUAUGCGUUAUGGUGCAUAAUCCAAAGACAAGCUUUAUGAAAUCUGAAGUUUCUUCAAGUAAAUAUUAUACUUAAUGGCAACUUUAUGAAUCGAAUUGCUUUUUAAUUGCAUCAGUAAACAACUUUUUAUCUUAGAGUUCAGGAUUUUAGAAUAUUUAAUUAUCUCAAAACAAUUUGAAAAAUGCAUAUAAAGCCUUUUUCAGUGUGGGAUUUGAAAUUUCGACUUUUGGGAGUAACAAAAUUGGUAUCUCAAAAGCAGUUGAUGAUAAAAGCGAUCCAUAACACGUAAAUAACAAUAUAGGUCCACAUUACAAUGGCUAUGAUUUGAUAUAAUUGAACUCAAACAGCCUAAAUUUCUUUGCCUCCAUUAAAAAUACAGGCGGGAAGUUUAAUAUUGGGUAUAUCUUCAUUUACAAAGAGACUCCAUUGUUUUUGGUUUAAUAAAUUAUCAGUAUUGUAAGUAUUAUAGCUAAACAAAUGGUUGCUGAUACAACUUCAACAAGCACUACUAUCUAAAAUCGGGCUAUAGAUAUAAUUAAAAAGUAUUCAUCAGGAUUGACACGAUAUUAAUGCAUUAUUCUUGAUCAAGCUAAGUUUUGGCGUUUGACCUAAAGUUUUAUUAUCGAGUUUUUGAUUAAUAUUGGCUAAAAUGCUAAUUCUGUUUCAGUUAUUAUUGAGCCAAAAUCUUUACCUUCAAAUCUUGAUCUUGCAGCACUUACCCCUCUUAAUUCUAAGAAAAUAACAAUCUAUCCUGUUUUCUUUAUAUCCCCAGUGUAUCCUACUUCCAAUAGUAUUCACUUGAAUGACAGAACAAAGGAUACUUCAAUUCUUAUGCUUUUAGCUCAUGAAUUGACUCAUGCAAUAAUGGGAGUAGAUGAUCCUUUCGACCCUUUUGACUUAGAAACUGACUUAAAUAAAAGGAGAAGAGUCUAUGGAAAAUAUACUAGUAAUAUUUGCGAUGUAAUUGGCUACUCGAUUCAGGAGUAUUACUACUACAAUAAGGAUCUAUUUCCUAAUGUUCCUAAAUUCUGA